Zasmidium cellare ATCC 36951 is the source of this 564-nucleotide messenger RNA. RefSeq lists its product as uncharacterized. The record is from RefSeq and is a predicted model, not a curated record. NCBI's taxonomy places the organism in Eukaryota, Fungi, Ascomycota, Dothideomycetes, Mycosphaerellales, Mycosphaerellaceae. The transcript has a single exon. Bases 1 to 564 code for a protein of 187 amino acids.
AUGUCGCCGCUGUUCAUCGCGAUUGUCGUCCUGGGCGUGGUGAUUGCGGUUGUGAUUGUGGUGCUUGUAUGGUUGACGUGGUCGCGGCGACGGAGGCAAGGGGUGGGGAAGGGUGGGGAGAGGGAGGUUGAGGAAGAAGCGGAGAAGCCGGUGGUGCGAGAGCCGGAGUUGAGCUGGGCGACGGGACCGACUUUGAUCAAUCAGGGAGAGAGGGAUUCGCAUUGGAGUGCUGGGACGCUGGUCGCGUUGAAUGAGAGUAGUCAACGAGGUCAGGUUGGUCAGGGAGUUGCGAGAGGAAGGUCGCCGGCUGCACCCCCCAUUCCACCGCGAGCGGUCAAUAGGAGACCGGUGCCAGAACCUGGUCGGGACCGCGAACUUCCAUCGACGCCAGCGCCUUUCACACCUCUGAUGACGCCGGUGUCGCCUAUCAAACCUCAGAGGCGAAGGCCUGAGGUGAUUGAUGAAGAUGAGAUUUUGCCUGUCGUCGACCACGAAUCGUAUCGACCAUCGCCCGUGUCGCCAUUGGAAAGUGACAGCUUCACAAGGAGUCGGUCUGUGAGGUGA